Orcinus orca (killer whale) is the source of this 7485-nucleotide messenger RNA. It is a transcript of the gene USP40, whose product is annotated as ubiquitin specific peptidase 40. Gene Ontology annotation, biological process: protein deubiquitination. Lineage: Eukaryota; Metazoa; Chordata; Mammalia; Artiodactyla; Delphinidae. Gene Ontology annotation, molecular function: cysteine-type deubiquitinase activity; cysteine-type endopeptidase activity. The transcript is spliced from 26 exons. Gene Ontology annotation, cellular component: cytosol; nucleus. The record is from RefSeq and is a predicted model, not a curated record. The coding region runs from base 2961 to 5687 and encodes 908 amino acids.
GAGUGAAUUAGAUGACUUGGAAUAUAUGUAUGACCUCUUCUCAGUUAUUAUACACAAAGGUGGUUGCUACGGAGGCCAUUAUCAUGUGUAUAUUAAAGAUGUAGAUCAUUUGGGAAACUGGCAGUUUCAAGAGCUGUCUGCAAGGAACAAGUUUCAUGACCAACCCCACAUAAUGUUCCCUGGGUGAAAGCCAACAUCUCAGUCUCUCUCAACCUAAGUAGAAGAUGAUCUCUUGCCUCUUGCCUGGAGGUCAUUAACUAUUCAAAAUGUGGCUCUCGAUCUGCUGUAAAGAGGAGCCUGACCUGUGCCUUCCAAAGUGGGGUCUUUUGCUUCACUGAUGGUUGACAUCACUUCAAGCAUCAUCUUGCACAUUUGAGGAUGUGGGACAAAGAAGUUUUACAACAGCUCCCAGUAGGCAGCCCUGGGACUGGUGCCUCCUGGACCAGCCUGUCCCCACAAGGCCAAGGUUGGACACCGGCAGAGUGCAGGAGGACUAGGCCCAGCCCAUGUGCCACCUAGGGCGUGUCACACCCUAGGCAAUGCCGGCCUGCGUCUCCCCUCCUACCAUUUUUAUUUUUUAUUAUUUUUUUUUUCGCGGUAUGCAGACCUCUCACUGCUGUGGCCUUUCCUGUUGCGGAGCACAGGCUCUGGACCCACAGGCUCAGUGGCCAUGGCUCACGGGCCCAGCCGCUCCGCGGCAUGUGGAAUCUUCCCAGACCGGGGCACGAACCCGUGUCCCUUGCAUCGGCAGGCGGACUCUCAACCACUACGCCACCAGGGAAGCCCUCUCCUACCAUUUUUAAAUCUCUUGUUCCUUAGCUAUAAAUGUCUUUAAACAUAUUAAACAUACUGUUUUAUUCUCUGAUAAUUGCAGUAUCUGAAGACUUUGUGGGUCUUUGGAUAUCUGCUGAUUCUGUUUCCUUAUGAUUUUGCUAUUUUAGACUGUGAUCUUGGUUGGCUGGUUGGUUUUGUAAGAACACGGUGUAGGAGUAAUUUGAAGCCUGAGUUAAAAGUACCUUCUUCCACGAAAGAUGUGUAUUUGUCUCUACCACAUGCCUGGGGUCACCUCCAACCUUUAAUACCUUUAAAAUAAGAUCUAGACUUGGUGGUUCUAGAGCCAUACAACUGAUGUGAAUUUGGGCCACAACCCACAUGAAGACCUACUUGUGAUUACAGAUUAUUAGAGGAAAUGUUUUUCCACCUUCAUCUAGUAUCAAGGUCAAAACAAGCAAGUUUCUCAUUGUCCUUUGUUGUGGGGUGGAUUUUUUGGUAGGUCAUGCUUAUAUUGAUAGCAUAGUCCUUUCAGGUUUCUAGCUUUCUGCUGGAAUCUAUCUUUGUGGUAUAAUAAAAAAUAUAUACUUGGUCCUUGUUCCAGGUCCCUGGCACAGAGCUCCUUGAAAUUUCCUGAGUGAUUAGGCAUGUCUUUUCUUGUUCAUAAUGAACCCCUUUCAACCAUACCUGAGUUUAUGCUAAUCAGGUUACCUGCGGGGUGAGGGCUGGUCAGCAGAGAAACCAACCACAUGAUUAGAGGGUUGGAACUUUCAGACCCACCCCCUCACCCAGGGAGGCACAGGGGCUGGAGAUUGAGUUUGGUCACCGAGGGCCAAUGAUUUAAUCAAUCAUGCCUGCAUAAUGAAACUUUGAUUAACACUCUGAAAGAAGAGGACUAAGGGAGUUUCCAGGUUGGUGAAUACAUCCAUGUGCAGGGAGGGUGGCCACCCCAACUCCACGCGGACAGAGGCUUCUGCCCUCGGGACCCUCCCCAGCCUUGCCCUGUGUACCUUCAUCUGGAUGUUCGUUUGUAUCCUUUGUAAUAAACUCUAGUCCUGAGUAUAAGUUCCUGAGUUCUAUGAGCUGUUCCAGGAAGUUAUCAGACAUGAAGUGGAGCUUGUAGAAUUUGUGAUCAGCCAGGCCGAAGUGCAGGUAGCCUGGGAACCCCAUUUGCAGCUGGUGUCUGAAGUGGGGGCAGCCUCGUGGCACUUAGCAACAUUAGUGUCAGAAUUGAAUUAACGGACAGCCAGGUGGUGUCAAAGAAUUGGAGAGCUGGUUGUUUAGAAAACCAGCCAUUCAACUCCCCACUUUGGGUAGGUCCUUACGCUUUGUCUCCCAGACCCUGUCCUGUGUGAGCAUCAAGGUGGAAGCUGUGUGUCAGCAACGUUGAGCGGCUGGAGACCUCAACUCUGGAUUUCUUCCCUUGGAUCCUCAUGUCACUUGUUCUCUGAGGAUUUUUCCAAUGUUCUCUUGCUAGUUCGGCAUGUGUUUAAAAAGAGAUUUUCUUUUGUUGUGUGUUUUACUUUAUCCAGCAUUUUUAGUAAUUUUACAGCAGGAUGGUUGUAUUUCAUCUGCCGUAUUCUUCUAUAUUUCUUUAUUAGUUUUGUCUUAUGUUAACUGUUUAGGUCUAUUUGUGUUUAUGAUUUUAAGCCAGUUUAAAAUACCUUUGCAAGAUGUCAUGUAUGAAAUAAUAAAAAUACCUUAUCGGGAAUUUUGACAUGUUUCCAAGUAACUUCAUAAGAUGGGGUGCAAACUUGGGUGAUCAGAAAAUAGGAGGGAGGGACUUCCCUGGUGAUGGAGCGGUUUAGAAUCUGCCUGCCAAUGCAGGGGACACGGGUUCGAGCCAUGGUCCAGGAAGAUCCCACAUGCCACGGAGCAACUAAGCCCAUGUGCCACAACUUCUGAGCCCGCGUGCCACAGCUACUGAAGCCCGUGCGCCUAGAGCCCGUGCUCCACAAUAAGAGAAGCCACCGCAGUGAGAAGCCCGCACACCACAACGAAGAGUAGCCCCUGCUCGCCGCAACUAGAGAAAGCCCGCACGCAGCAACGAAGACCCAACGCAGCCAAAAAUAAAGAAAGAAAGAAAGAAAAUAGGAGGGAAUGUUUAAGCUGAGCUUGCAGAGGAGGACAAAAGUAAUCCAGAUGUGAAUUUGGAAGAUCUUCAAAAUGAAGAGAUUGAUGAUCCAUUGAUGAUUCUAAAAGCAGUCUUACUACAGGAGGAGAGUAAUCUAAUUCCUGUUGAUCAGCUGGGCCAGAAACUCUUGAAAAAGAUAGGAAUAUCUUGGAAUAAGAAGUACAGAAAACAGUAUGGACCACUGCGAAAGUUUUUACAGCUUCAUUCUCAGAUAUUUCUGCUCAGUUCAGAUGAAAGUACAGUUAGUCUAUUGAAGGACUGUUCUCUCCAGACUGAGUCUGAUAUACGAAGAAAUGAUCAACAACUUUUGAAGACACUUACUUCAGAACCCCCAGGAUUAAAUGAUAGACCCUCCUGUCCCCACUGGUUUGAUGUAAACGAUUCCCAAGUCCAGCCAAUUAAGGAAGAGGAUAUUGAACAGCAAUUUCAGGGUAAAGAAAGUGCCUACAUGUUGUUUUAUCGGAAGUCCCAGUUGCAGAGACCCCCUGAAGCUCGAGCUAACCCAAGGUACAGGGUUCCAUGUCAUUUGCUGAAUGAAAUGGAUGCCGCCAACAUUGAACUACAAAUAAAAAGGGCAGAAUGUGAUUCUACAAACAAUAAUUUUGAAUUGCAUCUCCACCUCGGCCCUUAUUAUCAUUUCUUCAAUGGGGCUCUGCACCCAGUAGUCUCUCAAACAGAAAGCAUGUGGGAUUUGACCUUUGAUAAAAGAAAAACUUUAGGAGAUCUUCGACAAUCAAUAUUUCAGCUGUUAGAAUUUUGGGAAGGAGAUAUGGUUCUUAGUGUUGCAAAGUUUGUACCAGCAGGACUUCAUGUUUACCAGAGACUUGAUGGAGAUCACCUGACACUGUGUGAAAUUGAAAUUGCUGAUGGGGAAGACAUCUUUGUAUGGAAUGGGGUGGAGGUUGGCGGAAUCCAGAUUCCAGCUGGUAGUGACUGUGAACCUCUGCUUUUAAAUGUUCUUUAUCCGGCGACAAGCAGUGAAGAAGAGCAGUGUCAGCAGUUGAUAGACUCUCCAUAUGUCUUUCCAUCUAAUGCAGAAAUAGGUAGUGUAUUCACAGCCUGUGCAAUCCCAGACGGAGUCAUCUUAGUCAACAGUGCUGAGUCUGUAGGUGAAGAGAGCUGGACCACCAUUCCCAAGGAAGACUUGAAGAAGACAUUCAGAGAACAAGGUCUCAGAAAUGGAAGCUCAAUUUUAAUUCAGGAUUCUAAUGAUGGUAACAGUUUGUUGACCAAACGAGGGAAGUGGAUCACCAGUGUGAAUGAGGUUGACUGGCUCCAAGUUAAAAAUUUAUGCCAAUUAGACUCUGAAGAAGAACAAGUUAAAAUAUCAGCAACUCUUAACACAGUGGUGUUUGAUAUUCGAAUUAAAGCCAUAAAGGAAUUAAAAUUAAUGAAGGAACUAGCCGAGGACAGCUGUUUGAGGCCUAUUGAUAGAGACGGGAAGCUUCUUUGUCCAGUGCCAGACAAUUAUACUUUGAAGGAAGCAGAAUUGAAGAUGGGGAGUUCAUUGGGACUGUGUCCUGGAAAAGCACCAACUUCUUCUCAGCUGUUCCUGUUUUUCACUGUGGGGAGCGAUGUUCAGCCUGGGACGGAGAUGGAGAUCAUAGUAGAAGAAACAAUAUCUGUGAGAGAUUGUUUAAAGGUAAUGCUGGAGAAAUCUGGCCUAUCAGGAGACGCAUGGCAUUUACGGAAAAUGGAUUGGUGCUAUGAAGCUGGGGAAGCUUUAUGGGAAGAAGAUGCAGCACUGAAAGAGCUGAUGCUCUCUUCUGGAGACACUUUGCUUUUAAUCGAAGGAAAACUUCCUCCUCUGGGUUUCCUGAAGGUGCCCAUCUGGUGGUACCAGCCACGGGGUCCAUUGCAUCACUGGAAGAGUCAUCAGGACCAGACUAACUGUACCUUUUCUCAAGGCGGGGUCUGGAGAGCUAAUUCCAUCCAAGAUGCUCCCAGUGACGCGCAUGCAGAAGUUUCCCUCCGCUACUUGGGAGACGUUGAAAUCUCAGAAGAUGCUACGUUGGGGGAGCUGAAGUCUCAGGUCAGCCUUCCUCCUGCAGCGCGUACCUUACUGGUGAUCUGGCUGCUUCCAGCCAUGACCUUGCCCUCCUUCUCGGAGUUUUCCAUCCCAUCGCCCGCCUUCCUUAGAGCCUGGACGGUGGAAAGUAGGCGCCCCGGCAGGCUCUUACGAGUCCACUAUCAGCGGCUCAGGGAAUAUAAAUUGGGACAGAGAACUGAGAUCUGCUUAGAGCCCCUUCAGAAAGAAGAAAACCUGGGCCCCCAGCAUGUGCUGCUGAGGACACAGAUGCGCCUCCCUGGCAAGAGGGCAUAUGCCUUGCCCGUGGACUUGGUGUGGGACACUGCCCGAGGCUGGACGGCCGGCUCCCUGAGGCACCGAGUGGCCGAUUUCUAUUCUCUUCCUGUGGAGAAAAUUGAAAUUGCCAAAUACCUUCCUGAAAAGUUUGAGUGGCUUCCAGUACCUAGCUGGAACCAGCAAAUUACCAAGAGGAAAAAGAAGAAAAAGCAAGAUAAUUUGCAGGGGGCGCCUUAUCACUUGAAAGAUGGAGAUACUAUUGGCAUUAAGAAUCUCCUGGUUGAAGAUGAUGAUGAUUUCAGUACAGUCAGAGAUGACAUUGGAAGAGAAAAACAGAAAGCGUUUGCUCUGGGGAGAAAGAAGCGCCAGGAAGCCCUUCGUGUGCGGAGCAGCGACGUCCCCUCUGGUGCAGAGAUGCCUCCCCGCCCCCGUGGACCAGAAGCUUCUCUCUCCAUCCACGUCGGGAGCUUCAGAUAGCACAGGGCCUACACUCCUGCUGCAGGUCCUGGCCCGUUUCCUGGUUUCUGCCCGGUGUGGACACGGACUCAGAGCCCUGCUUUGUCAUGAGCAAAGAGGGCGCUCCAUCGCAGGCCAGGCGAGUGCGCUUGUCACCCGCUCCGUGGCGCGUCCCCCCAGGCUGGCACGGACCUGGCCGCACCACAGGUGCCAACCAGCCGACACCCUCGCGCCAACACUCGAGCCCCGCCACCAUCUUUAUACAAAAAUUGACUAGUUUUGCAUUAACUGCAGGCAUGGGUGACGUGCCACGUGGCUCAUCCCUACACACCUGUCUCUAAAGUACACCCGCCCCACUCUCUCUCUCUCACGCUGUUCAGGUAUCUGUGGCCGCCCAGGCUCUGACAGCUCGGCUCACAGCGAUGGGCUGGCCAGGCUCACGCUGUGACAUAAACAGGAGUCUGUUUUCUGGUCCCCAAACGGCACGUUUCCCCUUUGGUCUGAGUUAGAAGUGGUUCUGAAGCGUUAGUUACCUCUCUUUCCGGGAUGAGACCGACGGGGCAUCCUCUGAGGUCGGGUGCCGCUGGGGAGGGGGCAGCAUGAGCUGGCGUCCGACCCGUGCUGUCUGUGGUCAGAACAUUCUCGCCGGGGCCUCUUCCUUCUGGGAGCCUGACGGGGAGGCAGGUCGUGGCCGACAAGCCUGGGAAGGGCUGAGGGGGCAGUCCUGAGGAGCCUCGAUUAAAAUGGGAAAAAGAAAAUGUGAACCAAGAGUCUUCUUAAUGCGGCAUAGCUGGCUCUCCCAUUUAAAAGAUGUAAGUGGUAUUUAUGACAGCUACGUCGCGUCUGUGUUACUGAGCUGAGUGAUUUUGGACACUGGGGUGACUCACUUUCUCAAGCUAACUCAGUCAGAAGCAGGAAAAACAAAUUCUUUACUUUCUUAUACCUCAGUGAUGCUUUAUAGCGACUCUCUUGCUAGGUAUGGUUAUCUUCUUGAUUUCACAGUUUUUCAUCAGCCUUUUUACCACUGAUGAUAUUAAAAUAGCUCUUAAAUGUAAGGGAUGGAAAGGAAAUGACACGUGGGCUAGGCCUCCGCCUGCACCACCGGCUUAAGGAAAUUGCGUGAAUGUUGCUGCGCCCGUGCUGCUCUUCCGCAGAGCUUGCCACUGAGUGGAACGAAUGCCCUGCCCUUCCUUCCUCUGUUCUCCCUCCUUCCAAACAGUGUCAGCACCACCACUAGAAACUCUGGUCUCUGUGUGUGCGUCUGAAAUUGUUGGCUCGCGAAUUACGUACUAAUUUGUAUUGAAGCAGUCGUGUUUUAAGAAGUUGGGCUUUGGCGAGUGCUUCCGGCCUCAAACACUAACUCUGUCUCAGGAGACGCGCACGUGGGGUCCAGACUCUCCAGACGCACCUGGCGGGCAGUGACGAGGCCAAAGUGUAAGCUCCCUGACUGCCCCUCUGUGUAGAGGCUCUUCUGUCCCUUUUCCCGUAACUGACAGGGCUCCUUGGUGUGCCCCUUCAUUCCACUGUAAUAAAACAUUAAUGUUCUAACUGAAAAGCCUUGCUUCUGAGAAGCCGGCGGCCUUGCUGGGCAUCACCUACCACGACAGGCAGGGGUCGAGGUGCUGCAUGGUGUCCACGGUGAGCGGCCGGGGCCUCGGGUGGUCUCUGCUUGUCGGCUUGCUCCCCUCCCUCCUUCCUUCCUUCCUUCCUUCCUUCCUUCCUUCCUUCCUUCCUUCCUUCCAGUUUGGGGAUGGAGUGGGGCUCCAGGGAGAGAGCUGUAAGAGUUUGUUAAAGAAAAAAUAAACUGUUCAAUUUGUAA